Messenger RNA from Trichoderma virens Gv29-8, 802 nucleotides. RefSeq lists its product as uncharacterized. The transcript is spliced from 2 exons. Bases 182 to 637 code for a protein of 151 amino acids. Gene Ontology annotation, biological process: proteasome assembly. NCBI's taxonomy places the organism in Eukaryota, Fungi, Ascomycota, Sordariomycetes, Hypocreales, Hypocreaceae. Gene Ontology annotation, cellular component: cytoplasm; nucleus. The record is from RefSeq and is a predicted model, not a curated record.
CAUCAAUCCAUUAUCGCCAGACCAGGAUUGACGCCAGACCACCAUCUUCUCUUCUCCUUCUGUUAUUACCCGAUUAGUCUGCCUACUUGUACGCAGCAACCGUCACACGAGCGCAUCUUCUUCAGCAUCCACCGCCUCGCUCCCUGUCCUUUAAAGCAAAGCAUCCUCCAUAACCGCCAACAUGUCCAUGCGAAUCGUCCCCGCCUCCGGCGCCCCCUCCACCUUCAACCACACAAACCACUCCUCCUCCGCCCCCUCCGCCCCCGGCAUCCACGACACCCUCCGCCACGGCGUCGGCAUCUCCCCCUUUGACGCAGCCGCCAACAAGCCCGCGUCAUCGCACCCCCUCGAGGCCCGCCUCAAGAGCUGGGAGGCCACCCAGGAGGCCGUCCGCAUGGAGACGCUCAGGCGCACCUUUGGCAUCGCCGAGCCCAUCCGCCGCGGCAUGGAGCUCAAGAUUGUUCGCGACGGCGAGUGGCGGCCCCUGGCCCUCGGCGCGGGACUGCCCAGCGUCCACGAGGAUAUCCUCAAGGGCCGCGAGGACACCAUCACCUGGGAUGACGUCUUCACCGGCAGCGAGACGAGAUCCGUGCCUGGAUUCCACGACGAGAUGGAGAAGAAGCUCAAGAUUCACUAAAUGGGACAAGGCCAGUAAUGAAGGAAGAAUAACAAGGAAAAUCAAAGCACCCAUAUGUAUGCCGGUUAGACAGGGUCGUUUCUAGGACGAUACAGGAUUCUGCUUCCCAAUUACAUGAAAUAGAUUAACGAUUUAUAACCAAAAAGGAAAAAAACAUAAUGAAAC